This is a messenger RNA of Quercus lobata, 2612 nucleotides long. RefSeq lists its product as uncharacterized. NCBI's taxonomy places the organism in Eukaryota, Viridiplantae, Streptophyta, Magnoliopsida, Fagales, Fagaceae. The transcript is spliced from 3 exons. The record is from RefSeq and is a predicted model, not a curated record. The coding region runs from base 1106 to 2260 and encodes 384 amino acids.
AGUCCACCUUGGAACUUAAUACCCUACACUUGUUUGUUAUUUAUGAAUUCCCGGGAAUGGCGUAAGACGACUGGACCUUUCGGCUGGGCCUGUGGCCAAAACUAGUACGGGACAAGGCCCAGGGCCUGUAUGGGCCUGGGAUCACCGUACUGUACAAUUGGGGCAGGGCCCGGGGUCUGUUUGGGCCUAAGAUCUCGGUGCCGUACAAUAGCCCCCCCUUGAUUCAUACUCGGUCAUCGAGAAGAAUCAAGGAGCAGCAUGGGACCUUUUGACCUCGGGAGUAUUUUAGCCUGGGACUUCUGACCGUCAUCUCUCAUUUAAUACUUAUCUCAAAAGACGCGCCGUUUCGCGGCGCCAGGCGCAGUCGUCAUUAUUGCCUGACGGUUCGAGAACCGAAGCGACGUGCGGAUUGGUUGUGCUUGGCGUUCGUUGGACUGCUCGUAGACCGCGCCCAUUUAAUGCUUGAUUCAGACGCUUCUUCUUCCUCCACUCAUUUUUCUUUCCUCUAUAAAUAACCUCCCUCUGAACAGCAUCCCAUUUUUCCUCUGCCAAUCUUUAGAGCUUUCUUUUUUCUCUGCCGACCACAUUUCCGUGCGCUUGCUUACCCAGUGUUCUUUUCCUCCUUAGAACCCAAAACGGCAAAGUGUUUGUGCAGGACCUCAGAGUCGUCCACGCCAAAGACUUAAACUUCGUCCUCCGCUCUGAGAUAUACGUGCAUUGGGACGGGCAACUCCGGGCUUCGCAUUUGAUUCUCGGUGUGGAUCCGGUUUAUUCUACUUGGCAGCCGUUCAAGCAGGCACUGAUAGUUGACAGCCCCCUGCUGUCGUAUAUAGACGUUCGGUACGUGAACUUUUUACCGCCGAGUCUUACAACCGGGGAAGCGAGGGAAUUUGGCCGGCGGCUUACUUGCGCAGACGAGCUAGCCCCUUUGAGAGACGAAUCCGCGGAAAAAGCAUCCCGGCGCCUCAGGGAGUUAGCCCACGAAGCCGUACAGCAAGACCAAGCGCAAGAGCAGCCAAUCCCCGAGAAUCCUGCUGCCGUGAACCAACAACAAGUGAUAGAAGCGGCUGCCCUUUUAGCCAGAGCUGCCCGGCCUAAGGGAAAGAUGGUAUCUAGAAAAGUGCUGUCGGUAGAACGGUUUGUGCCCGGUGCCCGACAAUCCAAUCAGCCCCCUCCUCCCGAGGGCCGGGGUCAAGUGCCGCAGCCUUCACCCCCAUCGCAGGCCGGACGUGCCCGGAAGAAGCAAAAGGUCACCGAUCAACCUUCCACUUGCCCGGUCGAGGUCGCUGCCCAGACUCCUCCCCGUCCAACAGGUGGCAUUGUUAUCCGUGAGCCGCCGACUGAAGCCGGCACGGGGGGCGCGUCCUCCUCCCAAGUGGCUCCUGCGUGGGAGCCGAAGAUCCUUCUGGACGGCAAACCAUUGCCGUCAACCGCCUGCAUUCGGAUGUGGGAUAAAGGCGAGGGCGGCCGUAUUGCCCAAUCUUUGGCCGAAGCUCUCCAACUUCCCGAGGAUGUGCAUGCUUUCGAGGAUGGAUCCGAGGAGUCGGUAGGGCGCCGGUUAGAGUGGCACGCCAUUGCGGCUGCCCAAAUGGCCCACAUUGUGGCUGCUCGGGCACGGGAGCUUGCUGAGGAGAGCGAGCGCGAGAAGGAGGCGCGCGAGGCGGCGGUGAAAACGGCUAAGGAAAAACUGAAGGCCGCCGAGUCUGCUGAGAAGAAGGCUGCAGCUGCCGAGAAGAACCGGUCCCUGGCCGAGAAAAGGUGUGCAGAGCUCCUAACCCAGCAGAAUGAGACGGAGCUUAAGCUAGCCCAAGCCAUCAGCCUAAACACCUCCAAUGCCGAGGAGAUAGCUGACCUUAGGGCAGGCUUGGCAGCCGCGGAGCAGAAAUGGUAUGAUGUCGGCUUUGCUGAUGCCGAAAACUCUGUAGAGCCGGUGGUUGCUCGGGCUAGGAAUAUGGGCUUUGAGGCCGGGUGGUUUGCCGCCCUUCAGGCAAUGGGUGUUCCUGAGGAUUCGCAUCUGAGAGACCCCGGCCAAAUCCCAUUCCCGAGCCCCGCCCCUGCUGCUCAGGGUACCCCGGUGGCGAUUGACGAGGAAGAGACAGCCAGUAUGAGGGAGCUGGUUGAGCAAAUCGAUGCUCACGCUGAGCCUGAGGAAAUGGAAGCCACCAGUAUCCCGACUGUGCAGGAGCUUCUCGGUGAGGCCCCGCCUUUUUCUUUGGCCGGCCAGCAGGAAGUGAUACCGCCGAACCAACCUCCCCGCUAAUUUUGCUUUUAUUUUGCUUGUUCAUUUUUAUUUUAUUGGUUUUACUUGCUCACGUCACCGAGAUGCGGUGACCGAACAUUUGUUUUAUCUCGUUGGUUUUAUUUGCCUAUGUCACCGGGAUGUGGUGACCGAACAAUUGCUCUACUUUAAUUAGAAGUCCGUUUUCUUUUUCCGUUUGAAUUUGUCGAAUGAAAUUAUCUCUGUUCGUGUUUUUGCUUGAACCACGCCAGUGCUAUGGCUGCUUAAUGUAAUGGUACCCCCCGAGAACCUUUUACGCGGCGCUUAGCGUAUUUUGAGAGCGCUUUUUGACUUAGUAUUUGAAAAAAAAAAGGUCGGGUUAGGCUUUGGCUGA